CUAUUGUGUAAUUUUGUAGAUAAGUAAAUAUUGAUGAUCAUUCCUUAGAGCUCGAGUCUAAUGAGGAUCCCCAGGCCCAUCCAGCCAGGCGUGGACGUGGAGGAGGGUCGUCCUACACGGCUUCAUCACAUCCGCCUAUUUAAAGGGACUAAGGUGGGCGGUUCGUAGAACCUGCUUGGGAGGAGAUAGAGAGCUCCGAGACUGGACGAAGUAGGAGAGGUCAUGAGUCGAGUGAUCCUAACUUUGUUAGGAGCUUCCAUGGCCAUGUCACAUAUGCGCUUUGGAUGAGGAUUGGAGACAGAGGGGUCAUCAUUUGCUACAACCGUACAUGCGCGGUUGACUAUCUACAAUAGUAUGUGUUUAGAGAUGGUGAGGCGGAGGAGCUGGUUCAGUAUGCAGAUCUCCAACACUUGAUGUAUUAUAUGUUCCGCAAGAUAUUGAUUGACAAAGUGAUUCCAGUCUAAAUGCACACAUUUAACCUCUCAUUUCUUGAUAGUUUGAAUUUGCAUUUCAUCGUCACUCGACCUAUUUUACGCUAGGGUGUGCUUGUUUUGUCAUAUUUCAGGUCCUAGCACGUGUGGGACGGUCGAGGACGAGUUUCGGGUCGAUUGGAGGUUGAAAAUCACGAAAAAGUGAAAAAAAACAGUGAAUUGCCUCGAGAUCGUGAAGUGCGGAGGUUCCAGCACAGUUUUCGGUUUCACUAGACUCAAGCCAGUUCACGGUCGUAAGACCGUGAACUCAAGCCAAUGACCAUGAACUGAGUUAGUGAAGCGGCAUGUUUCGGCCCGAAAUAAUGCUCCCCGCCUUGAGUUCACGGCCGUGAACUGGGACUGUGAUCUUAGCCCGAUCUGGGUAUAAAAGGGGAAGUGAGCUGAAGGAUAAGGAGAGCUUUUUUCUAGGGUUUUAGUUUCUUAAUAAAGGGGGGUUUCUAUUGAGAGAUUAGGGUUUCCUCUUCCCAUUCUAGAGAGAGAAAGUGACAUUCAAAGGAUGAAGAGGGAGAUUGGGCUCAUUUCAAACUAGAGGAGUGAAGGUUUCUUCUUCUAAAAGGGAGAUUCAAGCAACAAGGAGGAAGUAUUUUUAUCUUUUCAUGGUUCUUUCUCUAAUUUUCCUUGUUCUCCUUUGCCUAGCUAUGGAAUAGCCUACCUAUUCACUUGGGUGUUUGUAAACCCUAGCUACAAUUAUGUGAAUGUUUGUAUGGAUUGAAUGAUUUGUGUGUGGUGGUGUUUAAUGUGAAUGUGGAGGUAUUAUUCAUGAAUGAUUGUGUUGUUUGAAGGCCUAUCAAUCUAAUUUCCAUUCUAACCUAGGUGGAGUGAAAAUCCCCUUCCUUUCUCUGAAGAGGCUUGAAUGCUGGGUUUUCUUAUGCGAUUUGUUGUCUCUUAUCUAGGUUAGUGUAAGCAAACCUCCUAUUUCGUAUUAGCACCUAGGGUUUGGUUGUGGGUGGCCGUCCGAACUCCGAUUCGAGGGUGAAGUCUAACCAAUCCAUAGUCAAUAGAUCGAGAGAGUCACGUUGGUGGCUUGGAUCGUAUCCCCUUCCCUCGACCUAGAGACUAAGAGAGUGGCGCUUGGCUACUUGUUACAUUUCCCUACGGUUUACAACCCCCUCACCACCCACGCCCAUUCGACCCAACAAGUCGUAAUUGCUAGCUAAGGGGAACAACACCCGGGUGAAGCCAUCUCUCAUUGGAACAACCUUGAUUUACUUUACUCACUUGUUUUCAUUUGUAGGUUUAUGAGUUUUAAACCCAAAAACGUUUUCUAGAUAACAAACUAAGCGAUUGAAGUAGGGGUACAUUGACUGACCCAGGUUUGACAAUUAAAAUAUACUUGCCAUAUACUACCCGCCACCCAGUUAGAGUUUAUGCUUGAGCUCUAGUCGAGAUUUAAAAUGCGGUGUAUCCGUGGCGAGUCAAGUUUUUGGCUCCGUUGCCGGGGAAUCACGGUCCAUUAUUUUGAAAAGGUCGCUUAGUGUUACUCUAGCAUUUUCUAUCUUGCCUUUUUGUUUGUGUUUUGUGUUUCAUGUGUGUUUUAUUUACCACUCUUUCUCUUGAAGGGUGGUUUGUGUGUGUGUUUGGUUUUCCUUCUUAUUGUUUUUGUGUUUGUAGGUAUCAGAUCAUGGAUCCUUAUGAUCUCACCCAAGUGUGGGGGUAUCCACCACCACCCGAGAGUGGUUAUCGCGGAACUUCAUGGGACGAUCAAAAUGGGGGAAGUCAAGGAUCUGGGUUCUACUACCAACCCCCCUUCCAAGAUGAACAAGCAUACCAAUGGGGGUAUCAAGAAGCUUCCCCAUGUCAAGAAGAUUUCCCUCAACAACCCGAGGAGAAAUCCAAUUUGGAGUUGUCCAUGGAGGCUUUCAUGGGGCAUUUGACACCAUGUUCCACUCCACAACCGGAGGCGAAGAGCGAAUUAGAGCUCAUGGUGGAGUGACUUUCCCGAGGCACUGAUGAAGGGUGCUCUAGCAUGGUCCUCCCAAUUUCCACCCCUUUCGACUCAACCUUUCUAGGGGAAUCGGAGGAGCUCCUUCAACACAUGGAGAGGCUAGGAGGGCUUGUUGAGAAAGAAUGUGCACAACUUGCUCACAAUCAUAUCAUACCAUUAGAAGGAAGAAAGGAAGUCGGAGAGGCGAGCCAUGAGAAUUUUGGAAGAACAAGCUCCGACAUGGAUUUCCAACCCCUCCCUCCUCCCGGUUCGACACUAGAAGAGAAGGUGGCACGAGCUUGUGCGCGCCAUCGCCUCUCAAAAUUGGAAGAAGAAGUGGAGGUUGAAGGGGCAAUCAAUGACAACCAUGUGG
Messenger RNA from Linum trigynum, 2788 nucleotides. Lineage: Eukaryota; Viridiplantae; Streptophyta; Magnoliopsida; Malpighiales; Linaceae. The record is from the annotation of a GenBank genome assembly.